UAAUGCAUGAGUAAAUUAUAAAUGUAUUAGUUUGGCGACACCGGUUCUGGCAGAAAUAUUGUUUCAAGCUACUUCCACUGUAUUCUAAUAUUCUAUAUAUUCCGUGUUCCAAACCGGAAUAUCAAACCACGUGUAUUAAACUACAUUCUUAAAAAACGUGUGAUAUGAUCGACAAAUGCAUUACACUAAGAACAUUUUAUUCAUACGAAACUGUAAUUAUUGGCAUUAUUUGCAUUUUAUAAAAUAUAAUUAUAUUAUGUUUUAAUUAGUUUUUAUCCAAUUUACCCAAAAAAAACUUCAAAACGGAACGGAACGUAUUUGACAGCGUGUUUCUGUUUCGGGUUUCCUGUCAAAUGCCAAUAGAAUGUUUUUGCUUGGCAGACGCUCUGUGAUUGGCUUGCAGAUUUCAAAAUAUCAACGUGUACGUGUUAUUGUUAUUGUUUUGCGUUGCGGUUGUUAAACGGAUAUUGUUUACGGACCUUCUACCACACGAUUUGCCCUUGCUAAUAAUUCUGGACUGUUUUGCGUUUUGGAUUUGUUUUGUGGAUUACGAUGAGGUGCAUCAACUGCGGAAUAGCCAUACAAAGGCUGAAGAGGCAUCUCAUAUCCUCGCUCUCUGCACACCAUCAAACAAGACUUUUGCGUUGGUUAACUAAUGCUCAAACCCAGUUGCCUCUGGAUACAUUCAUUUGCCAACCAUGCUUCUUACUAUUGAAUACUGAGGCUGGUGAACAUGAGAGACUACUGGGGCAUAACAUGGUUUGCCUUGGUUGUGGAAAAUCGCUUAGAAAAAUAAGACACCAUAAUGUCAGUAUGGACUCUCCAUUGCUGGCUGUCCUAAUAUCACAAAAUAGUAUUAAUGUGCCCUCAAGAAACAACUAUAUUUGUCAUGUGUGCUGGAUGCGGACAAAUAGACAGGCAGGGCAGGACUUAUCACCAAAAUUGCAGGAAUUCGGUCUGGACAACAUACAGGAAUCAGCUUCAGACAAUGUGCAGGGAUUGGCUUCCGAUAACAAUGCAGCAAUCCCUAAUGUUCAAGUGGUUAGUCCACCGGAGCCACCACCAUUACCGCCUGUUUUUAAUAGGCUUCUUCAAAAGGAAAGUACUUCCAUAUUAUUACUCAAUUAUAAGCGAGCUUUAAUCUCAUCUGUUCACUGUAUAAUUCAACAAUGCAGAAACAGAAUGUUAUAUUUAGUCCCUCUGUUCCUCAAAAGAAUAUUAUUGCAAGAGCAUAGCUUCUAUGUUCCUUGCAGCUGUAGGGUGUGUGAAACACAUUUGUAUAGCGAUCACUGGCAUUUAUUACCACAAAUGAAUGGGAUAAGGUAGAAGACAUAAUUAAUAUAAUGAAGUCAAAAGCUAAUUUUUUGGAUUUCGAAAAUGUCUCUGAAAUGCCAAAUCAUUUUUGCCAUUA
Messenger RNA from Spodoptera litura, 1411 nucleotides. The record is from RefSeq and is a predicted model, not a curated record. Lineage: Eukaryota; Metazoa; Arthropoda; Insecta; Lepidoptera; Noctuidae.